CAGCUUAAACCCCUUCAAACUCUGCAAAUUUAAGCAGCCCGAAAACCCUACUGUGCUAUCAUAUUGUAACUAACCAUGAAGAAGCUGCUUCAGAUCGUUGCUGGGCAGCGCUGUUCACCGCUGCUUCGAGCACUUGGGCGUCGAUACUUUGCAGCUUCAACAGAAGAGUACGCCAAGAGGAACUAUGCCAGCAAUGUUUCCGAGUACACAACCGUUGUUUCUUCUCUAACUGCUCAGCGCAGGCAUUUUCUGUUGAGAGAUGCGUAUGAUGAUAUGAUGCUUGAUGGGGUUCAGCCAUCUCGAGACAUUUUUCAUUCGCUGAUCGUUGGGACCAUGAAAGGAGCUCGGUUGCAGGAUUCCUUCUUCUUCAUAGACCAAAUGAAAACUAUGGGUUUGGUUCCUGAUGUUGCGCUAUACAACUUCUUGGUCUCAACCUGCGGGAAAUGCAAAAAUUCUGACCAGGCAAUACAUAUUUUGGAAGAAAUGAAGAAAAAUGAAGUGAAACCGACUGGACAAACCUACAUCUGUCUGCUCAAUGCAUGCGCUGCUUCUGGCAGAACUGAUCGGGUGUAUGCAAUUGUCCGUGAUAUGACUGCAGCUGGUCUUGGUUUGAACAAGUUCUGCUAUGCAGGACUUAUAGCUGCACACAAGAACAAGAUACCUUUAACAGAUGAUACAGCUUCCAAAAUCAUCGAGCUUGUUGAGCAGUCAAAGGGGUGGUCAUCGAUUGAAGCAACAAGAGACAUGGCCGAAAAUGUGAUGAUGGGUGUUUCGGAAGAAGAGUUAUAUAAUAUUCCCACUGCUGAAUAUGUUCAUAGGCGUGCUGGAUUUCUGAAUAGGCAACUAACUGUGUAUCAUGUUGCACUUCAUGCCUUUGCGGAUCUUAGGAAUGUAGAGGCAAUGGAAACACUUCUGGAGAUGCUAAAGAAGGAGGGUAAAACUCCUGAUGUUUUUCUCAUCAUGCAAACAAUGAGGUGCUAUCUACAUUCUGGAAACAUUGAUCGUGGUCUUCAAAUUUUUGAAGAGUACAUGAACUCAGGGAAGCCAGCUAUGGUGGAACUAUAUGUGACACUUGUAGAGGGAGCUAUGGUGGGUUAUACUCCCAAGGGAAUGGAACUCGCUCAAGACACACUGGUCAAAAUGAAUGCCAGGGGCUUUUUCUUGAGCCCCAAAAUGGGAAGUGAGCUCCUCCUGGUAGCCUCUGGUGAAAAGACUGGUGGAUAUACCACUGCAAAUUAUAUAUGGGACCUGAUGCAAGCUCGCAAAAUUACCCCUUCAUUUCCAGCCGUGGAAGCAUACUACAAUGGCCUGAGAGAACGUGAAAUACCUGAAGAUGAUGCAAGACUCUUACUAGUUUCUCGGGCUUAUGACAACCAACGCCUAAGAUUUGGAACUGGUCCAGGACGACCUUAGUUGGAAGUUGGAACAUCAAGGAAAGCAUCGUCUGGGACUGUUGUUUUUUUAUUUUUUUUUAUUAAAAAAUUCGAAGGGAAUAAUUCCUUUGGAAAUUGCUGUUGGCAGAACUAACUUUCAUUGUAUUAGAUUUUGCGCAAUGGCAUGGAUCACUUAAUAACAAUGUACCAAAGCGUCAUAUGAAAUUAAUGUGGUCAUCUUUGUACUA
Vitis riparia (riverbank grape) is the source of this 1621-nucleotide messenger RNA. Its product is annotated as pentatricopeptide repeat-containing protein At4g35850, mitochondrial. The transcript has 13 exons. Gene Ontology annotation, cellular component: mitochondrion. Lineage: Eukaryota; Viridiplantae; Streptophyta; Magnoliopsida; Vitales; Vitaceae. The record is from RefSeq and is a predicted model, not a curated record. Gene Ontology annotation, molecular function: protein binding. The coding region runs from base 76 to 1413 and encodes 445 amino acids.